This is a messenger RNA of Lolium rigidum, 909 nucleotides long. Its product is annotated as replication protein A 70 kDa DNA-binding subunit B-like. Gene Ontology annotation, biological process: DNA repair; DNA recombination; DNA replication. Lineage: Eukaryota; Viridiplantae; Streptophyta; Magnoliopsida; Poales; Poaceae. The transcript has 6 exons. The record is from RefSeq and is a predicted model, not a curated record. Gene Ontology annotation, molecular function: DNA binding. Gene Ontology annotation, cellular component: nucleus. The coding region runs from base 115 to 885 and encodes 256 amino acids.
UGCAAUGAAAUAUGUAGGGGUGAUAAAAUCAGAGUAACAUUAUGGGGAAGAUUGGCUCAUCAUUUAAGUGAGGAUGUAAUUGGCCAUCAAACUGUUGUUAUUGUUACACCAACAAUGGUGCAAAAAUUCUAUGGUUUGUCCCUAAAGUCAACUAGCGCCACAAGAUUAUAUACAAAUCUAGAUAUACCUGAGACUUGGGAUCUUCUUCACAGUCAUUCGACGGAAGAAAUUCUACCCAAAAUGAUGGAGAUAGAUAAAAGUACUCAAGGCACAAUGGAAGAUCAAAUGUUUUACAGAAGGAGAACAUUACAAGAACUUACCGGGAUCAGGCAUGACAACCCAACAGACCAGGACUUUGUGUUCACAACAAUAGCUACUAUUGAUCGGUUGGAAGAAAAUAUUCAAUGGUGGUACAUGUCAUGUGAUGUAUGCAACAAAAUUUGCACCAAAGAAUCUGAUAGUUAUUAUUGCAGUUACUGCAACAAAUAUCCAGACUGUGCAACACCACGGUACCGCAUUCGGCUCCAGAUUAGUGAUCAUACAGGUACUACAAGUUGCACUUUAUUUGAUGAAGAGGCCAAAAGAAUGCUGAAUACAUCAGUCUCAGUCUUGCUGGAAUCUUUAGAUGGAAAAUCCCAGGAAGUUCCAAAGGUUAUUCAACAAUUAUGUGGACAAAGACUAAUCUUUCGAUUCAAGCUAAACAAUAAGAAUCUCACUCUAGGUAUGCAAAACUAUGCGGUAAAGAAAACAUUUGUUCCUGAUGAUAAGCUCGAGAUGCAGUACUUGGUUGAUAAAGAAGAAGAGGAUUUGAUGGACGACGAAGUGGACAACAUGUUAAAAAAGGGAACAACCAAAUUGGAUGAGCAAGCUAAGAAGGUGACGUAAUACUACACAAUAUAAACUUUUAUG